This is a messenger RNA of Owenia fusiformis, 1634 nucleotides long. The record is from the annotation of a GenBank genome assembly. NCBI's taxonomy places the organism in Eukaryota, Metazoa, Annelida, Polychaeta, Sabellida, Oweniidae.
UUUGACCCUAAAAUGUAAUGCACCACAUCUUAUAUUUGCGUUCAAUACAGGAAGCCAUAUUAUUCCAUGGAUGAAUACGUUUAAUAAGGAACCACGUGGAUGAUAAGCAGCUCGUUUCGUGGCAACACAAACACAAAUAAGAUUCAACGGAAUCGGGAAACGUGGAAAAAUUACGGUCGGAAGAUGAGCAGAAGAGUAAUACAACUGGGGACUUUCUAGAGAGUCUAAUUGCUCAAUUGAAAUACAAAUUACCCAUGUAAUAGUAUAGUUGAAAAUGAGGAGGACGAAAGUGUUAAUACUAACGGUGAUAACAUUGCUCUUGAUGACAAAUAUAAUUUUACUAAUGCAAACUAUAAGUCCCCCAUUGUACUCGAUAGAAAGGUACAGAGAUAGGGUCGAAUCGACAUGUGUCAAACAUUAUGCCAAUUUCAGUCAAAGACGUAUAACGUAUGAUUUUUAUGAUCUCAAUCAAGAGCUAACCGAGAAACAUGACUGUCUUAAACUUAAACCUCCACCGAAUCCUUAUAUAUGUAUAUUUGAUGUUAAAAAGGAUAAAUAUGUAUCGUGGUUUAUUAAACAGGAUGGGGUAUGGGAGGCCCCUGUUGUCAGAGUCUUCAUGAAAUUGUUGUCUAACCAUCCACAUUUGAAUCUUAUUGAUAUUGGUGCCCACGUAGGUAUGUACAGUCUACUAGCGGCUUCAAUGGGCCGUGAAGUCCUCGCUAUUGAGCCUGUGAUAUCCAAUGUUAAACUUCUUCACGCCGCCAUCAACCUUAAUCACUUUAAAGAUAGAAUUAAGAUAUUGAUGAAUCCAGUCACUGACUCUUAUCUAAAUGUUACUUUCGUUCAACAUGACACAAACCAAGGUGCAAUUAGGAUCAGAAAUGCCUACCCUAGCGAGAUUACCGAAGAGAACAUACGAGAUCAAAAUGUAAAGGAGACAAUAGUUGCAGACGAUAUAUUAUCUGUGGUAACUUUCAAGAGUGCAAUCUUAAAAAUAGAUAUCGAGGGUCACGAAUUGAAGGCAUUGAGAUUUUCAGACCGUAUCUUUAAACACUUGGCGAUUCCUUAUGUUUUGAUGGAAUGGGGACGUUUGUUAGAGUUGCGCAAUGAGCACGAGCCAGAACUUGCUGAAUUUGUGAUAUGCAUGACUGAGCGGCAUUAUAAGCCAUUCUCCUAUGAAAUGGACGAACUUUCUAUACAGAGAUAUGCCAGGUGGCCUUGGGAUAUCAUGUGGGUACACGAGAGUGUAGUUUUCUCUCUAUAAUGUAGCGCUCAGCGACAUGCCUUUAGGAGAGUGUAAACAGUUGGAGUUACUUAAUGCAUCACCAUGGAAUAAAAGAUUACUAUACGGGAAGAAUUGGAAUACCCUUGGACGAAGGGUAUUCUAGCAUGGGCGUAGCUAGAGGGAGGGGUGAUUGAAGGGGUAUGAUUUGGCAAUUUUGUAAAAUUUCUUGAAUAAGCAUUAACAAAUGCUUAGAAUGCAUCAUAUACAACGUAAAUUUUAAAAGAUUUCCGGGUUGAACCCUCAUACCCCUUUUUGGGCUCGCUCUACUCGCAGUGAUGCAAACCCCAAAAAUCGCACCCCCUUGACAUUUGCUUGCUGGCUACGACUCUAUCUGGCUACACGUACCUAC